AUGGGAGUUACGACAUAUGCAGAGACAUUGGAACGUGCAAUCAAAACAGAAGGCAUGGAGGAACGAAUUUGGAAGGAAAACACUGCUAGGAGGGAGGCUAGGAAAGGAAAUUCUAGAUCUAGAGAUAAAAGAAAGGCUCAGGAAAAUGAGAGCCAUGAAGGGAAUAAGAAAUCAAAAGGGGCAACGAGAGGCAGUCAAAACCCCAAUAAUGAGGUGGAAAAUUGCCUAAAGUGCAACUGCAAGCAUAGCGGAGAAUGUCGAGCUAACACACGAGCCUACUACAAGUGUGGACAAGAUGCUCAUAUAAAGAGAAACUGUCCCCAAAUGCAAGCUGGGAAUGGUGGACAUCAGAAGAAUGGCAACUUGGUACCAGCUCGGGUGUUCGCACUAACUCAAGGCAAAGUGAAGGCCAACAAUACUGUGGUAACAAGUCAUAUUUCUAUUGCCGGUACACCUUGUAGAUUUUUAUUUGAUUCAGGAGCUAUGCAUUCGUUUAUUUCUAUGAAAAUGGUUGUUAGACUAGGAGUAACCUAUGAAACUUUUAGUGAGAAUUUUGUUAUCUCAUUACCAUUGGGAGAGGUGAUGUUGUCAACUAAGUGGUUACGAUCUAUUCCAAUCAUGAUUGAGGGUAAGGAAUGCCUAGGAGACUUACUAGAACUAGACAUGAUAGACUAUGACGUGAUUAUCAGUAUAAACUAG
Molecule: messenger RNA, 699 nt
Organism: Humulus lupulus (European hop)
Lineage: Eukaryota; Viridiplantae; Streptophyta; Magnoliopsida; Rosales; Cannabaceae
Exons: 1
Coding region: 1-699 (232 amino acids)
Source: RefSeq, a predicted model, not a curated record